Molecule: messenger RNA, 1281 nt
Organism: Aspergillus chevalieri
Lineage: Eukaryota; Fungi; Ascomycota; Eurotiomycetes; Eurotiales; Aspergillaceae
Exons: 1
Coding region: 1-1281 (426 amino acids)
Biological process (GO): RNA processing
Cellular component (GO): nucleus
Molecular function (GO): RNA-3'-phosphate cyclase activity
Source: RefSeq, a predicted model, not a curated record
AUGAUCACACUCAACGGCCAAACCCUCGAAGGCGGCGGCCAGAUCCUCCGCAACGCCAUCGCCCUCGCAGCCCUAACCAAUCAACCCCUAUCAAUCUAUUCCAUCCGUGCUUCCCGUCCGGGGAAGAAGGGUCUUAAAGCAUCGCAUCUUGCGGCCGUGCAGUCCCUCGCUGAGAUAAGCAAUAGCGUUGUUGAAGGUGCGAAAUUAAGGUCUGAAACAUUGUCUUUCUAUCCGCCUGCACCCACGGACAUCCCACUGGCGAAACAAGAGUAUAAUAUCAAGCUUGAUACCCCGGGAAGUGUGUUUCUGGUAUUCCAGGCGCUGUAUCCGUAUCUCCUGCGUGUGGGUGCGCUUGCGGAGAUCGAAGGGCCGGUUCGUGUUAAUAUCACGGGCGGUACGAAUGUGACAUCCUCGCCGUCGUUUGAUUAUGUACAGCAGGUGUUGGUGCCGAAUCUGAAAACCCUGGGGUUUCCGGGGUUGUCCAUUGAGAUACAGAAAAGAGGGUGGAUGACGGGCCCGGUCGAGUUGGGAACUGUGAGGUGUUUGAUUGAUCCGUUGCCGUCAACUACGAAGCCGGAUGGAAGUGUCGAUUGCCGGUUUCCACGAAUUGGCCUAAACAAAUACAGACGGGGCACAAUCACCAAGAUCGAUAUCACGGUACUCGCUCCAGAUGACGAAGUAUCCUGGUCAACGACCCAACCCAGCAAGGACGACAAACUAACGACCCGCAAAUUCAUCGAACAAGAAACCGUCAUAACUCUCCAGAAUAACCUAAAACACCUACCACCACACAUAAUCAACCUAGGAAACACCCAAUCCCCCAUUCCCAUCAACAUCCACACCUCCGAACGAAGCUACCACCAAACACACAUCUACAUCCUACUCGUCGGCUACACAACAACAGGCUUCCGCAUCGGCCAUGACUUUCUUCUCGCAGAUGCCAAAGACCCCCGCCCCAAGAAGAAGAAGCAAGAUAAAGAUAGCCACCAACACGCUCUCGUCCGGAAUCUGAUCGAGAGCUGCGUUGCGAAUUUCGAGAACGAGCUUUGGAACCAAGCAUAUGACCAGUAUGACUUGUUUGAGAGGCGGCAUCAGCCGUGCGUGGAUGAGUAUAUGCGGGAUCAGUUGGUAAUUUUCGAGGCGUUGGGGAGGCUAUAUCCCUCGGGAGAUGACGAGAAUGUGGAAGAAGAGGAGAGCCUCGAGGAUGAACGAUAUUGGAGUCUGCACACAAAGACUGCACGGUGGGUUUGUAAAGAGUUUGGACUGAAGUUGAACCGUUAA